Branchiostoma belcheri (Belcher's lancelet) is the source of this 2894-nucleotide messenger RNA. Its product is annotated as calcium/calmodulin-dependent 3',5'-cyclic nucleotide phosphodiesterase 1A-like. Lineage: Eukaryota; Metazoa; Chordata; Leptocardii; Amphioxiformes; Branchiostomatidae. Gene Ontology annotation, biological process: signal transduction. The record is from RefSeq and is a predicted model, not a curated record. The transcript has 17 exons. The coding region runs from base 319 to 2538 and encodes 739 amino acids. Gene Ontology annotation, molecular function: 3',5'-cyclic-nucleotide phosphodiesterase activity.
GAUUUGGACUGUUUUUGACUGCAGUGUACCGCCCCACCCCUCCCCAAAGAUACGAUCGCCUACCGACUGGUAGAAUGUAGUGCAAGGGUGGAGGGAUACAGGUGUAACAGGUUGUAACAGGGCACGGUGAGGUCGCAGUGCUGUAUCUCGCCGCCCGUACGUGUAUACCGUAGCUCCGCUGACUACCGGAGUCCUCCGAGAGAUCGGCACCGUAUCGACUGUCAAAUCUCCUCGGGGUUAGGCACGCGGGAAACGCCGGGACAGGGAUUUGACCAUAUGGCUUCGUGGUGUCGGUAAAUUGCUCCAAGUUUUCUUACCAUGUCAGCCCAGAAGGCUGCACGGGAACUGAAGAAGUGUAAGAGUGCCACUUUCCACAUUGACGGAUGCAGUUAUGUGAUAGUGGCUAACCCAGAAGAACAGGCCGCCAGACAAGAUUCAACUUCAAGAGAAGAAGGAAAAGGAUCUCCCCGGCUAAAUGGAGUCAUUGCAAGGAGAGAGUCGUACAGCGUGUUCCGGUCCAGGAGAAGGUUCGGAAGCUCGUCGUCCAGGAGCCUCAGUGAAGACGGAGCCUGCCUCGGGAGAAAAGGCGAGCCGGCCCGAGAGACACCCAUGGACUCCCCGGAGGCAGCCGAGAAGGCGUCCAAAAGGUUAAGAGAUAUCCUUGCCCAUCUAGAGGAUGACGCCAUCCCUAAGAAAGACAGAAGAAGUGCCAUUGAAUACGCAAUAACAGUGCUGGACGCAGUCGCAGCCGAGGGCGAAUCGAAACUGGUUCCAGACGAGGAUGACCUCAGCGAAGUUGAACCGGAUGCAGUUCCCACGGAGGUCCGUGAUUGGUUGGCGUCGACCUUCACGCGACAGAUGCAGGUUUCCACGAGAGCAAGGACGGAGAAGCCUCGUUUUCGCUCCAUUGUCCAGGCCGUCCGAGCAUGUAACAGAGUAGACAGGCUAUGCAGAAAACUGUCUGGAUCGGGUGUCAACUACCCUCCUGGUGUGGUCAACUUGCUUAAGAACCUUGAUGACUGGUCCUUUGAUGUGUUUGCGGUGAACGUAGCCUCCAACAACCAGGCACUGAGAUACGUCGCCUACGAGGUCCUAAAAACCUACGACCUGCUAGUCAAGUUCAAGAUCAACUCUGGGGUGUUGUUUAAGUUCCUGGACGCGUUGGAGAGCGGAUAUGGGAAGCACAACAACCCCUACCACAACCAGCUUCACGCCGCUGACGUCACGCAGACAACACAUUACCUGCUGUACUCCACAGGACUCGUGCAAUGGUUGGCGGAUGUUGAGAUCCUGGCGGUCGUGCUGUCAGCGGCCAUACAUGAUGUGGAACACACGGGAGAGACCAACAGCUUCCAUGUCAUGUCAAAGUCUCCGAUGGCGCUGCUGUACAAUGACCGUGCGGUGUUGGAGAACCACCACAUCAGCACAGCCUUCAGACUCAUGGAGGACGACAGCCUCAAUAUCCUGGGCAACCUUUCAGUUGAUGACUUCCGAACUCUGCGGACACUCACGAUAGACAUGGUGCUGGCCACAGACAUGUCCUUCCACUUUCAGCAGGUCAAACAGAUCAAGAGCCUUUUGUCCUGUCCUGAAAGUAUUGACAAGUCCAAAGCACUGUCCCUGCUUCUCCACACGGCUGAUAUCGGCCACCCUGCCAAACCCUGGCACCUGCACGCCAGGUGGACAGAACAACUCAUGGAGGAGUUCUUCAGACAGGGAGACAAAGAAAAAGCCCUCGGCUUGCCAUUCUCACCACUCUGCGACAGAAACACAACGGUGAUAGCAGAUUCACAAAUAGGUUUUAUAGAUUUUAUUGUUGACCCGACGUUCCAAGUGAUGGGGGACAUGUUGGAGAAGAUUCUCACUCCGCUGGCCCCCAAGCAGCUUGCUGAGGAACAGCAGCAAAGGAGGGCGUCAGACAGUAGAAUAUACCAGGAGAAAGAAGGAAAACAGAAGAAGCCCAACAUGGUCCUGAAGUCUACCUACCAGCUGAAGAGACCCUGGCAGGAAAACCUCAAGAUUAACAAGAGGAAUUGGAAGGAGAAGGCAGUGAAAAAGGCAAAAGAUAUGAAGGAGAACAACAAUGAAAAUGGACAUGGAGAGCCGACAACACAGGAGGACAGCUCCAGGAGUGAUGCAGACGACACAACAGGGAACAGCGCGACUCAGUCUGAUCAGAACAAAGCUGACUCCUCGUCCAAGACCGCUACUAAAGGCAGCAGGGCGGGGAAGAGAAUACUCGCCACGGGGUCGGGCCACAGUAUCGUGAUAGACAGCCCGGCGGGCGACGCCAGAGCGGGGUUACUGACGAAGGAGAGCCGGGGAGAAUCCAGUGAGAGAGAGGAAGAGGUGGAGACCAGAACAUCGAAGGUAGACCAGGAAGGAGUCCAUCCUCAAAGACGAUCAGGCGUUUCAAUCAUCAGACAGAAUGCUACAAGCUCUCCAGAGGAAAGUCCCAAACCGCAGUCCAACUCCACCUCAGCAGUGUCGUUGCGAGAUGUCAAUGUCAAUGUUGAGAACAGCAAACCAGUCUCGUGAAUUUGAUCCCAGGAGUCGCGAAAGAAAGGUUUCGACUGGAACCACCAUCGUACGAACGCGCUACGACACAACGUUUCUGCAAAGCCACAUUUCCGCUGACAGAAUGUCAUUGGGUCUUAAAACUGCUUUUAUUUAAAUUUUUGUGCACUUUGGACAGGUACAGCAGUGAACAUUCUGACCACCUUCAACAAGCCAGCCCUGCGCAAUAUGAAACAAUUUCUGCAGCACACAGAUUCUGCGCGAUUCCAUCUUGGAGAUGAAGAGUAUCGACUUGUGUUUUGGGUGUGACGUACAUGUACCGUCUGUCCUUAUGACUCGGUAACGUUUGCCGUAUUUAGUCGUACGAUUGCGAUUUU